Molecule: messenger RNA, 1836 nt
Organism: Solanum pennellii
Lineage: Eukaryota; Viridiplantae; Streptophyta; Magnoliopsida; Solanales; Solanaceae
Product: AT-hook motif nuclear-localized protein 9
Exons: 6
Coding region: 537-1556 (339 amino acids)
Molecular function (GO): minor groove of adenine-thymine-rich DNA binding
Source: RefSeq, a predicted model, not a curated record
CCCUUUUUCAGGUUUGAGAGUGUGCUGAGCUUUUCUCUUCAAUUCAAUCUUCUGAGUCUCUUUGCUCAAACAAAUUGGCAUCACUCAAUUUCUCUCUCACAUACCACACAAUGACACAAUACAUAUCUAUUAGUUCUGAAACAGAAACAACUCUCUCUGCCCCACAUUUCCAUUUUCAUUUCAGAUAAGGACUUGUCACAGAUUUUGCAUUUAUUGGGAGGCUUUGUUCUUGAAGGAGCUUUCUGUUAUUAUUCUUUGUGCUAGUUGGGAAGUGAAAUUCACAGCUAAGUACAUUCUUGGAUUCUAAAGAGAUUUUGAAUGUGCAUAAUAAAGUUCCCUUGAGAAUUUAAAGAAGUUCAGUCUUUUUGUGCCAUGUUUUAAUCAAAGGCUACAACUUUACUGGUUUUGAUGUUGUGAAGAUCACUUUCCAUGUUUAGGAAUAAAGAGUUGUGACUUUGAUUCCCUUCCUUAGAGAUUUAAAUCAUUGUUCGAAGGGGAUAUAUUGUUUACGGAGUUCUGAAAAAAUAAAUGAAUGUAUGGAUCGAAGGGAAGCUAUGAUGUUACCUGGAUCCUCUCCUUACUAUAUGCAGAGAGGGAUGAGUGGGAGUGGGAGUGGGAAUGCCCCUGGUUUACAGGGAUCACCAAGCCUUAAUCCUUCAUUAACUCCUAAUAAUAUUGCCUUUCAAUCUAGUGGCAGUGGCGCUUCGAUUCCACAAACACUAGUAAUGGAUCCUUCAUCAACUUUAUCACCUAGAGGUAGUAUUGGUGCAUCAUCAGCAAUGCCACAAGGUGAACCUGUGCGCAGAAAGAGGGGUAGGCCACGGAAGUAUGGAGCUCAAGGGGCGAUGUCGUUGGCUCUGACUCCACCUCCAUCUACUCAGGCAUUGUCAUUAAACCCAACUCAGAAGAGAGGUAGAGGAAGGCCACCAGGGUCUGGAAGAAAGCAGCAACUCACUUCUUUUGGUGGAUGGUUGUCCAAUACAGCUGGAAUUGGUUUUACCCCGCAUGUCAUCAUGAUUGCUGUAGGAGAAGACAUCACUACAAAAAUAAUGUCGUUUUCGCAACAGGGACCUAGAUCAAUAUGUAUUUUAUCGGCAACUGGUGUCAUCUCCACUGUAACUCUUCGUCAGCCAUCAACUUCUGGUGGCACUGUUACAUAUGAGGGACGGUUUGAGAUAUUAUGUCUAUCGGGCUCAUUCUUGGUCAACGAAAGUGGUGGAUCUCGGGGUAGGAUUGGUAGUCUAAGUGUUUCUCUUGCUAGUCCAGAUGGUCGCGUGAUAGGUGGUGGUGUUGGAGGUGUUCUAAUUGCUGCAAGUCCAAUUCAGGUAAUAGUGGGAAGCUUCUUAUGCUCAAGUUCAAAGGCAAAGAAAAGAGCAGCAGAAAGUGCACAGAGUGCAGGAACUUCAGAUCUUCAGACCACUGACAAUUCCGUUAAUCCAGCUGAUGCUCUUUCGAACCAGAAUCUUGCACCAUCCUCUUCAAUGGGAGUAUGGCCUAGUUCUAGGCAGAUAGAUCUACAAACUGGCCAUAUUGACAUUGAUUUAAUGCGAGGAUGACUAUGUCAAAUGUAGGUAGACAAGUGAGCACUGUAUAUAUUGUGUUCUGAUAUCUCCAGUCCUACCAUCUUGACAUAAACCACGUUCUCACAAUCAUCAGCAAUCAUCUUAGAUUGUAGUGAUAUAGGAGUUCUCUUGCAGUUUAACUUUAACAUGAAUCUGCUUUUCUACUCAGUAGUAGUUCAAUUUAUGCUGUAGGCUUUAGUCUGCGCGUGUAACAUAUUGUGGUUUUGUCUUCCAGUUGCCGACUGUUCCAUCAAUGUAGCUAAUUUUUUCUUCA